This is a messenger RNA of Lepisosteus oculatus (spotted gar), 2245 nucleotides long. It is a transcript of the gene cdc16, whose product is annotated as cell division cycle 16 homolog (S. cerevisiae). Gene Ontology annotation, cellular component: anaphase-promoting complex; cytoplasm. Lineage: Eukaryota; Metazoa; Chordata; Actinopteri; Semionotiformes; Lepisosteidae. Gene Ontology annotation, biological process: anaphase-promoting complex-dependent catabolic process; positive regulation of mitotic metaphase/anaphase transition; protein ubiquitination. The record is from RefSeq and is a predicted model, not a curated record. Gene Ontology annotation, molecular function: protein binding.
CACCGCUACUACAGAAGUCGCGGGAUCGAGUGGUAAAAAUUGAGGCGGUGAAAGCAUUUCCAAUAAUUAGUUUAUUUUUGUUAGAUUUAGCAUGACAAGAUUCUGAAUGAUAAAGCAAUAAUCACGAGAAUCAUCAUGAAUCUGGACAGACUGCGGAAGCGUGUUCGUCAUUAUAUCGAUGAGCAACAGUAUCAAAGUGCCCUGUUUUGGGCAGACAAAAUCGCAUCACUGUCACACGAGGACCCACAGGACGUGUAUUGGCUAGCACAGUGCCUUUACCUCACAUCACAAUAUCACAGGGCCUCGCAUGCUCUCCGAUCACGAAAACUAGAUAAGCUGUACAGAGCUUGCCAGUGCCUUGCUGCUAAAUGUCACUAUGCUGCUGCGGAGUACCAGCAGGCUCUUGAUAUCCUUGACAUGAAAGAGCCCCCUAGCAAGAAGCUGUUGGGAAAGAGUGCAAAGAAGGACAAAGGCAUCAAAGAGUCAGCCAAGGACUGGGGCAUGCCUACCUCUUCAAUCAAGAGCUCUAUCUGCCUUUUGCGGGGGAAGAUCUAUGAUGCUAUGGGAAAGAGACCACAGGCGACAUCCAGCUACAAAGAGGCCUUGAAGCUAGACGUCUACUGCUUUGAAGCCUUUGACCUUUUAACAGCCCACCACAUGCUGACUGCUCAAGAAGAAAAAGAGUUUCUGGAUUCCCUUCCACUAAGUGAGCAAUGCACAAAAGAAGAGGAGGAACUGCUGCGUUUUCUGUUUGAAAGUAAAUUGAAAAAGUAUAACAAACCCAGUGAGCUGGUUAUCCCUGGCACAGUAAAUGUCCUUCAAGACAACUUGGAUGUGGUUGUGUGUUUAGCAGAGAGACAUUAUUAUAACUGUGAUUUUAAUACAUGCUACAAACUCACAUCAAUGGUGAUGGUCAAAGACCCAUUCCAUGCCAACUGUCUCCCGUUACACAUAGGAACGCUGGUGGAGCUCAGCAAAUCAAAUGAGCUUUUUUACCUCGCACAUAGAUUGGUGGAUUUGUACCCGAAUGGUACAGUAUCAUGGUUUGCUGUAGGAUGCUAUUACCUCAUGGUUGGCCACAAAAAUGAACACGCAAGAAGAUACCUUAGUAAAGCCCUUGCCUUGGAGAGAAAUUUUGGUCCUGCGUGGAUUGCUUUCGGGCAUUCCUUUGCCGUGGAGAGUGAACAUGACCAGGCUAUGGCUGCCUACUUUACAGCUUCCAAACUCAUGAAAGGGUGCCACCUUCCGAUGCUGUACAUUGGCCUGGAAUAUGUUUUGACGAACAAUUCCAAGCUGGCUGAGAAAUUCUUCAGCCAGGCCCUAAGUAUCGCUCCAGAGGAUCCGUUUGUGAUGCAUGAAGUGGGCGUGGUGGCCUUUCAGAAUGGAGACUGGAAGAUGGCGGAGAAAAUGUUUCUUGAUGCAUUGGAGAAAAUAAAAGCCAUCGGAAGUGAGGUGAAUGUUGAUAAAUGGGAGCCUCUUUUAAACAAUCUGGGUCAUGUUUGUCGAAAACUUAAGAAAUAUGAUCAAGCUCUGGAGUACCAUCGACAGGCUCUUGUACUAAUUCCCCAGCAUGCCUCGACAUAUGCUGCCAUUGGAUAUGUGCACAGCCUCAUGGGAGACUUUGAGAGUGCCAUUGACUACUUUCACACAGCCCUUGCUGUUAAAAGAGAUGACGCAUUUUCUGUGACCAUGCUGGGGCACUGUAUUGAAAUGUACAUUGGUGAUGAGGAAGCCUACAUAGGAACUGACCUCAAGGACAAGCUCCGCAGCCCCCUCAGUACACCUGCCCUGAUGAAAAUGCUCAACACCAGCACAGUGAACUCCACCACAGCCAACACCAGCACAGUGGACACCAGCGAGUGCCAAAAUCAGACUCUCGAGGAGAGCAGCAUCAUGUCUUUAGAAACUACACCUCAUCCUGACAAAUCAGCUGGGACUGCUCCUCGACCUAUUGUCCCGUUUGAGUUUGACGUGUACGAAAGUGACAUGAUGUUAGAAACAUCCAUGUCUGACACCAGCACGUGAGGCAUAUCAUUUUCCUGGGGUCAUUUUCAGAUGUGUUGGAGGAAAACAUCUCCUGAGGCAGCAGCGAGGAGAAAGCAGGCCUGAACCAUCCCCAUCUAAAAUGGGAAAGCACAGCAGCCAAAAAAGUCAACUGUCUCAAAAUUGGCUCCCAGUGCCCAGCUAUGUAUUAUCUACCUGUGGAUUUUUACAUCAUUGAAUAAAUAAAAUGUUCUGAACAGAU